AUGUUGGAACAGCGCGUCCCGAUGCUCUUCGUGUACGGCUCCAACAAACCGAAUGAUACGAAUGGAGUCGCACUGUUUACCCAAUUCACGGCAAUGAUUGACAACUUUCCAAAGCUCUUGGCUCGGAAGAGGGAGAGGUGGAACGGAGAAGCAACUCCAGGAUGGCUACGACCUCGAGUCUCCACAAUGGUACAGAUGAAGGGUGUGCUCAAAAACCCUGUCGAGGAGAACCUCAAGGAAACUCACCGCCUGCUAGCGGAAUAUCUUUCCACUCUGGCUGACUCGCUUUGA
Messenger RNA from Protopolystoma xenopodis, 291 nucleotides. NCBI's taxonomy places the organism in Eukaryota, Metazoa, Platyhelminthes, Monogenea, Polystomatidea, Polystomatidae. The record is from the annotation of a GenBank genome assembly.